ACUCGCUCGUCCGCUGAGCAUGAUGAAGUUCUUACUGCUGUUAGCUUUGGCUGCUGUGGCUGCUGGGGAUCACUCCCUUGGCGGACACGGGCAUUUCCAUGGAGGUUUCCGUCCCGUUGGGCAUGGGCACUUCCCUCCUGUUGGGCAUGGCUUCAGACAUGCCGCCGUCCACCACCCCGUGCGACCCGUGGUGCACCAGCCGGCUCCCGUGGUCCCGGUGCACCGAAGCCAAAAUGGACCUGCAGUGCCCCCGGCAGCUUCCUCGGGCGUCCCGGUGGACCAAAGGCAGGGCGACAGCGAAUACCACUUCUCGUGGCGCCAUGACGGCCGCAAGACCUACACGUGGGAUCGCGCCAACCAGUACUGCGCCAACCUCGGCUCCGGCUGGCAGGGCAUCAGCAUCGGGACUCACCAGGAGGACAGUCUCGUCAGGGAAGCGAUUAUAGAAGAUCGCCUACCAUGGAUUUGGACCUCAGGUCAUAUCAAGAACCACGGCUUCGCCUGGGCUUCAGGUGAAGAAUUCGUGGGUCUGAACUGGUCUCACACCGGCGGGAAUCAUCGACCACAACCAGACAACCGAGAGGGGAACGAGCACUGCCUGGGGGUUCUCAACGACUUCUACGACGACGGCGUCAAGUGGCACGACAUCGCCUGCCACCACGACAAGGCCAUCAUCUGCGAGCGCAAAGUCCAAGUUCACGGAUAAACACAAAUACACAUGCAUGCAGGAGCAUAUGCACACUGCUUUCAUGUAGCAUGAUCACGUCCAUAUGAUCUAGAGCAAAUGAUUAUACACUGUAUUUAUUCCUAUUUAUAUUUGACUAUUGAUGAAGACGAUCUUUUUCACAUAAAUUUCCUGAUUAAC
Molecule: messenger RNA, 865 nt
Organism: Penaeus chinensis
Lineage: Eukaryota; Metazoa; Arthropoda; Malacostraca; Decapoda; Penaeidae
Exons: 6
Coding region: 20-706 (228 amino acids)
Source: RefSeq, a predicted model, not a curated record